Messenger RNA from Eptesicus fuscus (big brown bat), 1667 nucleotides. RefSeq names its product oncoprotein induced transcript 3 (gene OIT3). The coding region runs from base 33 to 1667 and encodes 544 amino acids. Gene Ontology annotation, molecular function: calcium ion binding. Lineage: Eukaryota; Metazoa; Chordata; Mammalia; Chiroptera; Vespertilionidae. The transcript has 9 exons. The record is from RefSeq and is a predicted model, not a curated record.
UCCAGUCGGUGCCUGGUGGCUGAUCCAGAAGAAUGCCUCAGUUCCUGCUUCUCACCUGCCUCUUCGUCACAGUUACACCCGCGGCACCAAUGGCCCUAGAUCCUUGUUCUGCUUACAUCAGUCUGAAUGAGCCCUGGAGGAACACUGACCACCAACUGGAUGAAUCUCAAGGUCCACCUCUAUGUGACAACCAUGUGGACGGGGAGUGGUACCGCUUCACGGGCAUGGCGGGGGAUGCCAUGCCCACCUUUUGCAUACCAGAAAACCACUGUGGAACCCACGCACCUGUCUGGCUCAAUGGCAGCCACCCCCUAGAAGAUGAUGGCAUCGUGCAACGCCAGGCCUGUGCGAGCUUCAAUAGGAACUGCUGCCUCUGGAACACCACGGUGGAGGUCAAGGCUUGCCCUGGAGGCUACUACGUGUAUCGUCUGACCAAGCCCAGUGUCUGCUUUCAUGUCUACUGUGGCCAUUUUUAUGACAUCUGCGAUGAGGACUGCCACGGCAGCUGCUUGGAUACCAGCGAGUGCAGGUGUGCUCCAGGGACCGUGCUGGGCCCCGACAGGCAGACAUGCUUUGAUGAAAAUGAAUGUGAGCAAAACAAUGGUGGCUGUAGUGAGAUCUGUGUAAACCUCAAGAAUUCAUAUCGCUGUGAGUGUGGGGCUGGCCGUGUGCUAAGAAGUGAUGGCAAGACUUGCGAAGACAUUGAAGGAUGCCACAACAGCAAUGGCGGCUGCAGCCAUUCUUGCCUUGUGUCUGAGCAGGGCUACCAGUGUGAAUGUCCCCGGGGCUUGGUGCUGUCUGAGGACAACCACACUUGCCAAGUCCCCGUGCUGUGCAAGACCAACACCAUCGAAGUGAACGUCCCCAGGGACCUGGUCGGCGGUCUGGAGCUCUUCCUGACCAACACCUCCUGCCGAGGAGUGUCCAAUGGCACCCACAUCAACAUCUUCUUCUCCCUCAAGACGUGUGGCACGGUGGUCGAUGUGGUAAAUGACAAGAUCGUGGCCAGCAACCUGGUGACAGGUCUCCCCAAGCAGACCCCGGGGAGCAGCGGGGACAUCAUCAUCCGGACCAGCAAACUGCUGAUCCCCGUGACCUGCGAGUUCCCGCGCCUGUACACCAUUUCUGAAGGGUACGUUCCCAACCUUCGAAACGCCCCGCUGGAAAUCAUGGGCCGCAGUCACGGAAUCUUCCCGUUCACUCUGGAGAUCUUCAAGGACCACGAGUUUGACGAGCCUUACCGGGAAGCUUUGCCCACCCUCAAGCUUCGAGACUCCCUCUACUUCGGCAUUGAGCCCCUGGUGCACGUGAACGGCUUGGAAAGCCUGGUGGAGAGCUGUUUUGCCACCCCCACUUCCAAGAUCGACGAGAUCCUGAAGUACUACCUUAUCCGGGAUGGCUGUGUUUCAGAUGACUCAGUGAAGCAGUACACAUCACGGGAUCACCUAGCAAAGCACUUCCAGGUCCCUGUCUUCAAGUUUGUGGGCAAAGACCACAAGGAAGUGUUCCUGCACUGCCGGGUGCUGGUGUGCGGCCGGCUGGAGGAGCGCUCCCGCUGCGCCCAGGGCUGCCACCGCAGAGCGCGGCGCGAGGCCCGCGGCGGGGACACCGGUCUGCAGAGCCGGACGCUGACAGGCGGCCCCAUCCGCAUCGACUGGGAGGCCUAG